Molecule: messenger RNA, 1514 nt
Organism: Durusdinium trenchii
Lineage: Eukaryota; Dinophyceae; Suessiales; Symbiodiniaceae
Source: the annotation of a GenBank genome assembly
GUUCUUGGGCGUUCUUCGCCUCCUUGAGAUACAUUUCCGCUUCGGGUCACAUGGUGUUUGGAGCGUUCGCUCCUCUGUGGUGAUGCUUUGGUGACGAUGGGCGCCAAGCCCUGCAUCUGUGUGCUCCGGGCCGAGGUUGACUGUCCACCCACAGGCGAUCGCUGGAGCUGUUGUGGCUCUGAUGCCUUCUACAGGGAUGAGUUCCUUGAAGAGGAGGCAGUGACAAAUGAGGGCCUUACGGGCAAGCUCUUCGAGCAAGCGGUGUUGAAGUCCAUGAAAGGACAAGUCUUUUUGGACUACACCAAGUUCUCUGCAGUCCAAGCUGCUACUGCCUUCAAGAGACGGAUGUCGGGUGACUUCCCAGAGCCACAGGAGCUCUUGCCCCAUCCCCCUUUGAGCCCCUCCAGCCCGACAAGUGCCUACGGCCGAACAUUCUCAGACUGGACUCGCCUCUCCGAUUGGGUUGGAAAAACCAUGAAGGAAUGGAAGAAAGACGACCUUCCACCAAAUCUUGGAGCACAUUGGAAGAAAGGUGAUGGUGCUGGGCUGCAGGUGCGGUCUGGGCCAGACUACGCCGCACGUCGCCAGCACAUCAUGACAAAGUCUGGGCACUUGUACGACACGCUGACGGUGGAUGCCGUGCGAUCCUCCGAGCCCUUGCAUUCCAUCCUGGGCAACGCCGUUGAUUCGCCACCGCCGGCGACAGCAAAAUGCACAUGGAAGCCUGGCUGCCCCUUGCCACGGGUCUUGUGCAUUAAUGUGAUGCUUCCGUACUACAAUCCAAAGAACCCGUGGUCCACAGAGGACGGUGGCUGCAGUUAUGUGGGAUUCUUCCAAAUCACCAAUGAGACGGUGGAGCAGGUUCAGAGCGAACAACCUCCACCCAGUGUUCAGAUGUUCCGCAAAUUCUUCGAAGGUCCUGCCGGUUUUCCGGGAUGUCCUCUCGAUCAUCCAGACAGGAGCAUGUAUCGGCGGAGGGACCUCAAGAAAUUCAAGGACAUGGACCCUGGGCUUCUAAGAGCUGCAGGGUGGUGCUUAAACCAAGCCGAGCUUGGAGUUCCGGAGUUUCUUCAUCAGUUCAAUGGCAAGUCCUUUGUCAUCGCGGACAGCGGCUACGUCAUCAAAGACACUCAUGGGGAGUGGCUGGAGGUUGGCUUUGACGUGCGCAAGUUUCCGUUCCUCUUUGUGGAAGUGCUCUACAACUUUCGUGACUUCAUUCCAAAGGUCGAUAAUGACAUCCCAAGAGUGGCCAAGAGUGAGUGAUAUGGAUCAGCUGAUUGUCAGGGAGCGAUGAUGCAAGAUGAUGCAAGAGAUGUCUUGAUGUGACAAACUGGAGCGAGAUUUCUUCAAAAAACGCAGAUGCUUUUAAUCGUGCCAGGCGAAAUGUCACUAUGGUUUCACGGUACAGGCGGUCGACGACGAGGACAUGCCUGAAGGUAUUGUUUGUGACGUGUACAUGUCGGGCAUCAACAUUAUGGAUGACCCCUUCGAGCUCCAGCUCUAGUUGGGAAAAA